AAAACAAAUCAUGCAAAAUAUAAACAUUGCGCCAAUUGGAGUUUUUUCUUGUUUUCGUUUGGUAGUUCGGGAAGUUGUAUCCUUAUAAAUAAGAUAAGAGACUCACCUUCCCUCCCGUAUGCCAAAGCAAUAAUGAGACUUAACGAAAACAUAAAAAUAGUCGGUAGAGCGGUAAUUUUGGUUCCUUAUGAAAGUAAACAUGUUGCAAAAUACCAUGAAUGGAUGAAAAACGAGGAGCUACAGCAACUGACCGCUUCCGAACCGCUGACUCUCGACGAGGAAUACGAAAUGCAAAAAAGCUGGCGAGUGGACGAAGACAAAUGUACCUUCCUUAUCCUCGAUCGAGCACUGUUUGAAAAAACGGGGGAUGAGAUUGCUGCCUUGGUUGGAGAUACCAACAUUUUCCUACAAUCAACCACAGAGGCCGAAGACCCCCAGGGACAGGGAACAGACCAGCUGACCAACAGCGAAAGGCGCACUGCGGGUGAAAUCGAAAUUAUGAUCGCCGAGGCUAGUGCCCGAGGGAAACGGUUUGGCUGGGAGGCAACCCUUUUGAUGCUACUCUUCGGCGUGGAACACCUUCACAUCGAGCACUAUUUAGCCAUCACGAAGGAUUCGAACACGAGAGCGAUGCAAAUGUUCGAAAGGAUGAAGUUUCUGGAAACCAAGCGCACUCCGGUGUUCCGAGAGGUGACCUUUGGCUGCACUAUAGACGAAAGUUGGCUGGGGUGGGUAAAAUGUGAAGUUGGCUCGUACACGAUCGAGCCUUACCACACAGAAUAGAUGUCUAAUUUUGAAAAAAAGAAUUCUAUUAAAUACAAAGACAAAUAUAUUUG
Messenger RNA from Anopheles coustani, 836 nucleotides. RefSeq names its product alpha/beta-tubulin-N-acetyltransferase 9. The record is from RefSeq and is a predicted model, not a curated record. Gene Ontology annotation, biological process: protein acetylation. NCBI's taxonomy places the organism in Eukaryota, Metazoa, Arthropoda, Insecta, Diptera, Culicidae. Gene Ontology annotation, molecular function: N-acetyltransferase activity. Bases 133 to 783 code for a protein of 216 amino acids. The transcript is spliced from 4 exons.